AUGGCCGCAUUGAAACUGCCAGCCAUGGUCUUCUUGCUUCUCCUCUGGCUCUCCCUUGUCUUCCUUCUCUUCCAUGGAUUGUACGGCCUCAAGAGACACAUGGUCAUCACCUCCAACCCUUCACCAUCAACCGCAUUCCAUGCACCCCGGCGGCAGAAUCAUGGUGAUGCGGUGGUGAAGCACAGGAAGGUUCUGGCCAGCAAGUUCGACUUCUCUCGAUUUCGAAAGUCAGCUCACCACCAGCAUCAUCAUCACCGGCGUGGUGGUGGGUCGAGUCCGCCGGAGAUCGAUCCUAGAUAUGGCGUGGACAAGCGGCUGGUUCCUACGGGUCCAAACCCAUUGCACCAUUGA
Molecule: messenger RNA, 351 nt
Organism: Linum tenue
Lineage: Eukaryota; Viridiplantae; Streptophyta; Magnoliopsida; Malpighiales; Linaceae
Source: the annotation of a GenBank genome assembly